Messenger RNA from Oncorhynchus gorbuscha (pink salmon), 2681 nucleotides. RefSeq lists its product as uncharacterized. Bases 1 to 2451 code for a protein of 816 amino acids. The record is from RefSeq and is a predicted model, not a curated record. The transcript has 7 exons. Lineage: Eukaryota; Metazoa; Chordata; Actinopteri; Salmoniformes; Salmonidae.
AUGACGUGCUAUCGCGUGGAUGAGGUGAAGGCCAGGGUCACCUCCGUCUUUGGGUCCAUCUUAAAGAUGGACUCUACCAAGAAGGUGACUAAAAAGCUUGCGGGUACCGCUGCAGACACAGCCGCCUGGGUUACCAACGUCGGUAACGAGCAUGGGCAGGUCCUCGUCAGUGUCCUCACUGCCGGUGAGGGCGAGGGCCUGCUCCCCAUGGCGGCUGGUCUCAUGGAACGGUACCGGCUCGCCGGGGUGGCGCCCCCAAGCUCAUGUACGUGGACCGAGACUGCUGCUCCAGCCUUCGGCGGAUCAAAGACAGCUGCCAUGUACAAUGACUGGGACCAGCUGGUGGUUCGGCUGGACAUCUGGCACCUGAUGCGGCGGUUCGCGUCAGGUGUCACCACUGAGAGCCACCAGCUCUACGGUCCCUUCAUGCGGCAGCUGUCAGCCUGCAUCUUUGAGUGGGAUGCAGGUGAUGUCUGCCGACUGCUGGAGGCCAAGAGGUCUGAGCUGGAGAGGAAGCACGGGAUGGUCGGCCUCACCGAGGCAGAGGUUUCGAAGAAAAUCGGCAGGAAGGAGAUUGCGCUUCACUGCCGGCGUCGUACGCGUGGAGCUGCGGCGACAGAAGUCCUUCUUCUUGACCUCCUCGAGACCUUCAACAGCGAGAAGGGGCUCGACACCCUGGGCAUCCCGUUGCUGGACUCCAGCCGCAUUCAGGCGAUCUGGAAAGAGCAGAGGCGCCACCUCCACUGCAUACAGGACCCACCCGGUGUACAGCUGUACACCGAGACCGGCAAAAUCACCAAGGGCGGCGUGAUGUUGCCGGUUUAUCGCUGCGCACGGGGCUCCACAUCCUUGGAGUCAUUCCAUCUCCACCUCAACCGGUUCAUCCCAGGUACCAGGGCAAAUGCAAUGCAUUUCCAGGCAUUCCUGUUGGAUGGACUGAUGAGGUGGAACGAGGACCGUGCGCAGGCAGCAGUGGAGGGGAAGAACAGGAAGCCCCUGCUCUCCUACAGUGGCCACCUGCAGCACAUCCUUAACCUUAGCAGCCAAAUUGUGCUGGGCAAGGAUCAGGUUAAGGACUACACCAAGCCUAGCGAGUACACAGGGGAACUCCUCGGAGUGGAGUACCUGUACUCGCAGACUGGCAGAGUGCUGCAGGAUGUCAGCGGGGACCCUGACCUUCCGGAAGAGGCCGCCGUCGAGCAGCUCGACGAGGAGGACGAGGGCUUUCAGGAGGAGGAUGUAGACCAGACAGUCCACAUCCCUCACGUCACUCCUAUGAGCGCCCCGUCCUCCAGCUCAGCAGCACCUCUGUCAUGGGGACCUGCUGACGCACCCAGGUCUGGGCCAUCCAGCCCCACCACCCCUGAAGACGGAAGCUCUCCUGAGGCCCCUGGUCGACACAGUUCUCCUCACCCUGACCACUCCUCUGAUUCAGAGGAGGAGACUAAAGGUCCUGAUGCAAUGCCAGGCUACCAGCAUGUCCGCAGGCUUGCCAGGGCCUUGGUGGGGGUGAGGAACCGUCAGGGGUUGUCGGACCGCAGGGUAGACGGUCUGGUGGCACUGUGGCAGGUGCUGGCAGACUUCGACAAACAGCGCUUGAUCUACCCUGCCCGACACCAGGAGAGGAUCGUUCAGGGGCGGUUCAAAACAACGAAGGGGAAGUUGUCCAUUAUCCUAGGAAAAGACUCUCUCCAACGCCGUUUGGUGGAGGCCAUUUGCAGUCAGCUCUGCCAAAUCCAUCCCAGCGCCAUGCAGUCUGCCGGCGUCAAGAAGAGCAGGUGGGCGCUCAUUCUGGCAGACUACGUGGGCAUCAGGGAGGCAGUGCUGACCUCCCCAAGGUUGAUGGCCCAGACCAACCUUCAGCUCUUUGAGCUGAAUCAAAGGACCAUCAGUCAGUGGUAUUCCCGGCGUCAGAAGGAGAGGGAGAGGAUGGUGCUGCAGCAGGGAAUGGGGCUCGCUGCUGCCCCCAGCGUCACCACCCAGCCCCUCCCUGCAGCCAAGCCCCUCCACUUCAAGCAGGAGGGAAUCAGGGCACCCUUCCCUUUCCCUACGCCACCCUCCCCCCCGGUCCCACGCCAAACCAUCCAGCAAGGAGAGCCCGCCCACGCGCCCAUUCUGCCAGCCCACCUGGAGCAACAACCCCCCGCACUUCCCGGACCCUCCCCAGCCCAAGGACCACAGACGGGCUGCUCUUCACCUCCUCCAGUGUCAAGGACAACGGCUUGGAGGAGGAGGAAGAGGAUCGCGGCGGACACAGAGGAGGGGACAGCCGGGAAGAGAAGGCAAAGUGAGCAUUACGUCUGCUCCAAAUGCGGAUUGCCGAAGCGACGGGAGACGGGCCACAGCCGCUUCGGCGGCGUGGCGUUCUGCUCUGUUGCUGCUGGGGGUAAGGACGUGGCCCAGUGGCUGACGGAAAUGAAGGACGCUAAGGGGCGAGGUGAAGGACACUGAGCCACUGGCUGGGUGGUCGGACGUUUUUUUAUUUGUAAAUAGUUCACUGUUCCCCUCUACCUGGACCGAGACCUUGAGCGCGGUGUAGAGGCUUGUGUGUGUUGAGGACCCUCAGAGCUAUAUUGUCUGUAGUCUUAUACGACUACUGGUAGGGUAACCCAUGGGUAGGCAGUUCUGAGACGAGACACCAGACUAACAUCGGUUCGUUCCCAAACAAAAUCCUGUAAAAA